Molecule: messenger RNA, 3621 nt
Organism: Glarea lozoyensis ATCC 20868
Lineage: Eukaryota; Fungi; Ascomycota; Leotiomycetes; Helotiales; Helotiaceae
Product: Protein kinase-like (PK-like)
Exons: 3
Coding region: 1-3621 (1206 amino acids)
Biological process (GO): protein phosphorylation
Molecular function (GO): protein kinase activity; ATP binding; protein binding
Source: RefSeq, a predicted model, not a curated record
AUGGCUUCAGCCACUUCAGCCGUCACUCUACUCUCAGGCCUUUAUGGUCUACAGCUCGAAUCUCCAACCGCCGAUGACGCCUCUAUUGACAGCGAACAGAAUGACCACGAUAAGAUUCAAAACUGGCCAUCAUUUACUUCCCUUCUUACUACAGUCGCAUCUUGUGGUUUGCGGCAAUAUAACCAAGGCCUGUUUCUCGAGGGCCUUCGCAUAUCUCGCCUCGGCGAGGGCCUCGAUUACAAAGUUGAUCUCUGUGAAGAUGCUACGAAAAAAGAGCUUGUCAUAGUGAAGCAUGUCAAACUGAUGCUGCCAGCGACAGAAAGCCGCGAAGAAGUCGAAUCACCAAUCAUCCGCCGUUUUCGGAAAGUGCAGACCGAGAUACGUAUCAUGGCUCAUCCACCUCUCUUAAAGUCCAAAUAUAUCUUGGAUCUUUUAGGGUAUGGCUGGGAAUACGCUGAACAAGCAUAUAUGUCGCCAUUCUUGGUUGUAGGGUAUGCUUGCCACGGAACCUUACGUGACUUCUUACGCCUGACUACGCGCCAAGACGUUGCUCAAAAACAGGACCUGACCGAAGAUAUUGCUCAGGGACUUUACGCGCUACAUCACUGUGAGAUCGUUCAUGGAGAUGUCAAGAUGGAGAAUGUUCUGGUCUGUGAGCAUGAGCCAGGAACGAUUUGUGCUAAAAUCGCCGACUUCGGUUCUUCAAUAAUAGGGGCAGCAAAGUCUAGUAAGAUAGAGUACUACGGUACCGCAGAGUACCAUGCUCCAGAGCUCCGUGUCUCCACGACUUUGAAGGGCGACGAGGCAAGAAGCAGCGCGCUUGAUAGAGCGUAUUCGCUAGAUGUGUAUGCGUACGGCUUACUGAUAUGGGAGAUUCUGCUUGAUGGAGCGAGAUUCUUUCAUAGACCUGGUGUACACUUAGCGAUUAAGAGGAGAGAUUACGACGUUGUGCGCGAACUCGCGUUAAAAGAUUGUUAUUCCACUGUGGCCGGACGGGUUGAAGUGACAAUUUUCAACAAAUUGAUCGAAAAUAUUUUACAAGUUGAUACAGACUAUCGGUGGAAUACGUUGUCGAUCUUGAAGAACAUCAGAAAGUUGGAGAAUGAGAGUACCCCAGGACAGACGAUCGUUUUCUCACCUCUCCAACCAUUUAAAGCGCUCCCGAGCGGGCUUGACUUGGAUGACUCCCCCAUAGAGAUUUUGGACUUGCUUCAAACUGGGGAGAUUCUUGACAAUAAUGGCAGUAGUGAGAAGCUGAGACUUCCACCGUGGGAUUUGCAAAAGGCCAUUGCGUCUGGGUUGAUGCAGCAAGUCACCUACAAAUCUUCGAAAAUAGUAGGCAAGAGUGCUCUCCAUCUAGCUGUGUGUUACUUUCUCGGCUUUGGGGUAGAACGCGAUAUUGAUCAAAUGUUACAUUGCAUGAGAAUGGCAGCUGAAGCUGGCGUGAUGUGCGCAUGCAGCGUUGUUGAAAGACUUCAUGCAAGCUUUUCUCGUCCCUACAGUCUCGAUUUCGAAGCGAUACAAGAUUCCUACUGGAAAGAGCAAGCAUCCAUCGUGACAGAAGCACUGGACGCUGUUGAGCACGAGAAGCGAGCCAUCAUUGCUCUAGACGCUCUUGGUGAUGCAGAUGAUCAGGAGCAAAUAUCCAUUGUUAUUAAAUCUAUGAAAGCAGAAAGUUAUACGACACCCUGGCACGCCAUUGACAUGGUCUCUCAAAGACGCGUAUUAACUGGCAUGGCCUCGCAACCUGCUCUAGGAAUCCAUCAUCUCGCAUAUCUUGGUAUGGUCGAUGAAUUGGCUGUUCAGCUCGAAAGUGGUACCAAAGAUUACGAAGAUGAAGAAGGGCGCACAGCAAUUUAUAUGGCCUGCUGGGGAGGCCAUUUGAAUGCUAUCAAGGCCCUGUUGUCUCAUGGUAGUGAUGCGAGUAUUGCGGAUAGUGAUGGCUAUACACCUCUGCACUUUCUUGUCAUGCUUCCGGAAUCUGAUGUUGAAGAAGCAGUCCAGCUCAUUAUGAGUUCAAUAGCGAAUGUCGAUAUUAACGCAUUUACAUCUGAACCACUGGUUUUUCCCGAGGGGUGGAUGGAGAUUGUAGGAGCACCAAUCCAUUGGGCGGUUGCCUCUCACAACAUUUCAAUGAUCCGAGCUCUGCUGAACCAUGGAGCGGAUAUAUUGACGUGGGAGACUGGAAACUCCCCCAUUCAUUUGGCUGCCUCGCUACAUUACCACGAUGUUUUGGAACUUCUGCUCGAUAAAGAGAACGGGUUCUCUGUCAAUUUAGUGAAACACAUGGAAUCUCCCUUGUUCUGUCUAGAUACAAGCGAUCCCGUCUGGCGAACAGUAAUCCACGGCAAAAGCUGGAAAGAAGCAAUUUCCCACACGAUUGAUGUUCUGGCUCAACACUGGGAUAUUAAUGAGCUUCUAGAACCUGAAAUGGGCUUCACUCCUCUGACUCAGAUCUCUUCGCAUAAUAAAAGCGAAGUUGAUGUUGAAAUCGCAGCAUAUCUUCUGAAAAAAGGCAAUCCAGAAACUCGCCCAAGGAUUUUCAGCGCCUUGCAAUUUGGGAUCAUUGGUUUGCGAGACGCACAUCUGUCAUCUCAUGCCAAAAUUGUGCAUCUGAUGCUUGAUGCUGGCUGUUCGUCUAGGACCGAAAGUAGUGCUUCUCAAUAUACCGAUACUAGGUUUAAGCCAGGCUGGAACUCUCUUCAUUGGGCGAUCAAUCAAGGCAAUGUUUCGGUCUGCCGGCACAUCCUCCAACGAGAACCAGAUCUAGUCCACGUCCCGACCAACGAUGAGUUCGGAGAUUCACCUCUUCAUUUAGCGACAAGUAGCGGCACUCCUGAACUCAUAGAUCUUCUUCUUGAUUGCGGCGCAGAUCCUGCUGCAGAAUCGAAGAAGUCCAGCCUCACAGUUCUGGGGUUCUAUUUGAGCGACCAACGUACAGAGCCGAAUAUGUCAAUCUUGGGAAAACUUCUCCAAAUCAGUGAACCCAACAACUACAUUGCGUUCAGUAGAGAACAAGAGCGAUGGACAUUUCUUCAUUAUCUCAGCGUUCGCGCCUCGCUACUCAAUUUAGAAGGCGUCCAAGGGCAAUGGCUUCUACAGAAAGUGCUGAGCGAAUAUCCUUACAUUAAAGUACUACUCGACACACGAACAAAGUUUGGAUGGACAGCUUUGCAUCUUGCAGCAUACAAUGUUGGCUAUUCCACAGCCCGUAUCUUACUUGAAGCUAGCGCAGAUCCACUUCUCGAAACACCGGGCAAUAGUGCGCGAGCAUUGGAUAUCGUGAUGGAAAGAGGCCGACACUCACCUCCUGAGAGUGUUCGAGGAUCAAGAUCUUCAAUUGAGGCCCGCUGGCUUGACCUGGCGUACAAGACAAUGAAGAUUUUGUUGAAGUAUAUGGAGAAAAAUGAUAUGUUCUUUGAAUUGUCAAAAUUGCAUCUGGCGGCUUAUAUAGGAUAUCACAAGAAGGUAAUACGAUUGAUAGAGAAGGGAGCAGAUCCAAAGGCAAAAGCAGAUGGAAUGACACCAGCGGAGUUGUUGAGGUCUUCUCUUGGCGGGAGGGUAGACGAGAAGUUCCAGAGAAGAGCAACGCGUGUUUUGGAGUAUCUUGAUGGCCUUUAA